AAAGUAAAGUAGAAACGAAUCCCGAGGAACACCAAGAAACGAUAGAUACUUCUUGAAGUAGAAGAAGAAGAAGAAAGAGCGACAGAAACAAUGGGAGGUUCUUUGUUUGGUGCAGCCAGAUCAGGGCAGACGAUAAUGGUUGCUCUCGUUCUUAUGGUUGGAUCAUUUUACACUGGCUCUCUCUUCGGAACCAACCAACCCAUUUACGUCUCUCAACCUUCUUCUCACCCUGCUUCUUCCAAAUUUGCAAACAAAGUCGCGCUUACUUAUAGGAGAUUACCACUAGUCAUACCUGAAACUGGGAUGAAUGUGUGUCCAUUGGAGUUCAAUGAGUAUAUCCCUUGUCACAAUGUCACUUAUGUGCAUCAGCUGCUUCCAAGCUUGAAUCUUUCUAGAAGAGAAGAGCUCGAAAGGCAUUGCCCGCCACUCGAGCAGCGCCUCUUUUGCUUGGUACCUCCACCAAAUGAUUAUAAGAUACCUAUAAAAUGGCCAACCAGCUUGGUACCUCCACCAAAUGAUUAUAAGAUACCUAUAAAAUGGCCAACCAGUAGAGACUAUGUAUGGAGAAGUAACGUGAAUCAUACACAUCUUGCUCAAGUUAAGGGUGGCCAAAAUUGGGUGCAUGAGCAAGGUCAGUUUUGGUGGUUCCCUGGUGGUGGUACUCAUUUUAAGCAUGGAGCUGCAGAAUACAUCCAGAGGUUGGGGAAUAUGAUGACUAAUGAAACAGGUGACUUGCGUUCGGCUGGGGUGGUACAAGUUCUUGAUGUUGGCUGUGGCGUUGCGAGCUUUGCGGCUUAUCUUCUUCCUUUAGGUAUACAGACAAUGUCAUUUGCUCCCAAAGAUGGUCAUGAAAACCAGAUUCAGUUUGCAUUGGAAAGAGGCAUCGGUGCAAUGAUAUCCGCGGUUGCCACCAAACAAAUGCCUUAUCCUGCAGCCUCGUUUGAGAUGGUUCAUUGUUCGAGAUGUCGUGUUGAUUGGCAUGCAAAUGAUGGCAUCUUACUAAAAGAAGUUCAUCGUCUUCUCCGACCAAAUGGAUUCUUUGUGUAUUCAUCGCCACCAGCUUAUAGAAAUGAUAAAGAGUAUCCUAUGAUCUGGGAUAAGUUGGUCAAUCUAACUAGUGCAAUGUGCUGGAAGCUCAUUUCCCGGAAGGUACAGACUGCAAUAUGGAUUAAAGACGAGAAUGAGGUGUGUCUUAGGCAGAAUGCAGAGCUAAAGCUCAUAAGUUUAUGUGAUGUGGAAGAUGUUUUGAAACCAUCAUGGAAAGUUACUCUGAGAGAUUGUGUGCAAAUCAGUGGACAAACAGAAGAGAGACCCUCUUCUUUAGCUGAACGUCUUUCUGCGUAUCCGGGGACUCUAAGAAAAAUAGGGAUCAGUGAAGAUGAAUAUACAUCAGAUACAGUCUACUGGAGAGAACAAGUUAAUCACUAUUGGCGGUUAAUGAAUGUCAAUGAGACUGAAGUCAGGAAUGCGAUGGACAUGAACGCAUUCAUUGGUGGGUUUGCUGCAGCUAUGAAUUCGUAUCCUGUUUGGGUAAUGAACAUAGUACCUGCUACCAUGAAUGAUACCUUGUCUGGAAUUUUCGAGAGAGGCUUAAAUGGAGCUUUCCAUGAUUGGUGUGAGGCGUUCUCAACAUAUCCUCGCACGUAUGAUUUGCUGCAUUCCGAUCAUGUCUUCUCUCACUACAACAAAAGCUACGGAGAUGGUUGUUUGCUAGAGGAUAUCAUGCUUGAGAUGGACCGCAUAGUUCGCCCUCAGGGGUUUAUCAUAAUAAGGGACGAGGAAUCUAUCAUCUCAAGGAUCCGAGACUUGGCUCCUAAAUUAUUGUGGGAAGUGGAAACUCAUGAGCUUGAAAACAAAGACAAGAAGAUGACAGAGACUGUUUUGUUUUGCAGAAAGAGAUUCUGGGCUAUCAUUUGAAUAGACUCGCUAUUUUUGCUCUCUGGUGCAGCUUAGCUCUGAUGAUAGUUUACAAUAAGAAUUUUUUCUCAAACAUGUAAUAAACCCAAAAUAAUUACAUAUAUAUCAGACUUGGUACUGGUUCGGUCCAAAAUCAAUCAAAACCAGAUUGAUA
Arabidopsis lyrata subsp. lyrata is the source of this 2071-nucleotide messenger RNA. RefSeq names its product probable methyltransferase PMT6. Lineage: Eukaryota; Viridiplantae; Streptophyta; Magnoliopsida; Brassicales; Brassicaceae. The record is from RefSeq and is a predicted model, not a curated record. Gene Ontology annotation, cellular component: endosome; cytoplasm; trans-Golgi network. Gene Ontology annotation, molecular function: methyltransferase activity.